UCUGAGAUUCGUGGUUCGUUUUGAAAUUUCUAGUCAACACCUUUGAAUCCAGCUGUUCCUGGUUCACUUUCACUGACUGGAACGUUGAGACUCGAGAUUCGAGAUCGCCUCUGCCUUCAUCGCUCCUUCUUCGAACAUCAGCCACUGAAUAGGUCAAGACUACAAAGCGACACCUCUCGCACUCAUCACUUCAACCAUACAAUCACAUUCGUUCCCAAGAUCGGUCUGCGACUUGAGGUCCACUGCGAUACCUCCCCCAUCGAUCAAGCAACCGACCAAAGAAUAAUCGCAUCGAUUACCUCCAUCUGCCAACCGAAGGGCAAUGCUCUCGUUCCUUCGAUCACCUAAACAGCCACAACAAGUCUCAACCCACACCAUGCGCCACGCAACAACAUUCCCAAAAUUCUCCCUCCUUCCAGCUGAACUCCGCCUCAUGAUCUGGGAGUUCGCCAUCCCCGAGCCACGAGUCAUCCGCUACACUUCACGCACAUACCACGAAUACAUUAGGUGGUACCACACCAGCAUCUACCGGCUCGAACACACGAUCCCGGGUAUCCUUCACGCGUGCUACGAUUCACGAAUAGAAGCGCUCAAACGGUUCAAAGUCGCCUUAUUAGUCGAUCUCUCGAGACCCGUCUACUUCGACUUCGAACGGGAUACACUGGAAUUUGGAGAUUUUGAAGCUCUCGAAGCAUUCUCGAAACUCAAUACGAAGUUUAAUGGAAGUACACUGGAAGCAGAUCGCAUACGCACACUGGCUAUUACCCUCGAGCAGCGCAUGCAACCACAUCACUUCAAGCUGAUAUGCAGCAACUUUGGGGAGCUGGAGGAACUGAAGGUUAGAGAAAAGAGUUCGAGGAUAGAGUAUUAUUGGUGGAGCGGGAGCACGGGCAGCCCGGGGAGGUGGAUCCCGGAUAUUAAGCCCUUGAAGGUCAUUGAGAGGAAGGAGAUUGAGACGUACCCUCCACUCAUGGGACUGCUUGCCACAAUACGGUGGAAUAUUGAGGCGAGGGCGGGGCAGGUGAAGGAAUGGAAACCGCCGAGGGUGGUCGUGGGGUCGGAGAAACAGUGGGAACUUGCGUUGGAGAAUGUAAAAGAAUAUCAGGAGUUGGAUGAGAUGGAAGUGGAUGAAGAGAGUGGGAAGUGAGAUUGUUUCUUGGAACGAGAAAAGCAAGCGAGCCCUUUUAUUUCGAUAC
Molecule: messenger RNA, 1196 nt
Organism: Hyaloscypha bicolor E
Lineage: Eukaryota; Fungi; Ascomycota; Leotiomycetes; Helotiales; Hyaloscyphaceae
Exons: 2
Coding region: 323-1147 (274 amino acids)
Source: RefSeq, a predicted model, not a curated record